Nasonia vitripennis (jewel wasp) is the source of this 1735-nucleotide messenger RNA. Its product is annotated as MAPK/MAK/MRK overlapping kinase-like. The record is from RefSeq and is a predicted model, not a curated record. Bases 257 to 1606 code for a protein of 449 amino acids. The transcript is spliced from 10 exons. Gene Ontology annotation, molecular function: ATP binding; protein serine/threonine kinase activity. Gene Ontology annotation, biological process: protein phosphorylation; intracellular signal transduction. NCBI's taxonomy places the organism in Eukaryota, Metazoa, Arthropoda, Insecta, Hymenoptera, Pteromalidae. Gene Ontology annotation, cellular component: nucleus; cytoplasm.
AAAAAUAAAAGGAUAUAAAAUCAAAUUGUAUAGUCCACGCAUCUAGUCAUCUGUUUCCGGCGUUCCCCCCCCCCCCUGCCCGACAUAUAACCAAACCAAACGAACGCGUGCGCGCAGGUUACGUUGCAUCGAACCAAUCCAAAUAGUAGAAACAGUAGUAAGAGGAAUAAAAGGUUUAUUUCCGAGCGAAAAAUGACUCACCCAAGAAGGACGACCGGCUCGGCCUCUGCGUCAGCGCUCGAUUAGCCGGCGAACGAUGCGCACCUCCUUCGACACGAAGUACAAGGUACUGGACAAGAUCGGCGAGGGCACGUUCUCAGAGGUACUGCGAUGCCAGGAUCGUCAGACAGGCGCGCUUUACGCGACGAAGCGUUUAAAGAAGAUCUACCAGAGCGUCUCGGAGAUUCUCGAGAGCCCGGAGCUCCUGGCCAUGCGAAGCGUAACGCAUCACCCCAACGUGCUCUGCGCGACCGAGUGCCACUACGACGCGCUGCCCGGUAGGCUGAGCUUGGUAUUCGAGCUGAUGGACAUGAGCCUGUACGAUUUUACGGAGAAUCAGAAAGGACGCUUACUGCCGGAGAUGCGCGUGAAGAACUACGUGUACCAGUUGCUCAGGGGUCUGGAUCACCUCCACAGGCACGGCGUCUUCCAUCGCGACGUCAAGCCGGAAAACAUUCUGCUGAAGGGCAAUUUGCUGAAGCUCGGAGACUUGGGCUCGGUGAGAGCGAUCUGCGUUCAGCCACCUUACACCGAGUACAUAUCGACGCGCUGGUACCGCUCACCCGAGUGCCUUCUCACCGGUGGUUUCUACGGGCCCAAGAUGGACGUCUGGGCAGCUGGCUGCGUCUUCUUCGAGCUUCUAGCAUUGGAGCCGCUCUUUCCCGGAGAGAACGAGGUGGACCAGAUCGCGAGGAUACACAACGUCCUGGGCACACCGCACGCCAGGCUGCUCGCAAAGUUCCGGCGAAGCAGCAGAAGCAGCAUCGGCGAGCUGUACUUCCCGUCGCGCGAGGGUCGCGGCCUCCUUUCCUGUCUGCUGCAAAAGCGCGCAGGUCGUUUCUCGAUUCGAGGCCUCGAGCUCCUGGGACUCAUGCUCCGAUACGACCCGGACAGCCGAGCGCCAGCUCGAAAGCUCUUGGAGCAUCCCUACUUCGCCGGGAUGAGGGAGCCAUCGACGAGGCGACAGACGAGGAGCAGUUUGCUCUCCAGCGGAGAGCGGAUAGACGACUGGAGAUAUUCCAUGGAGCUGAUCGGGCAUCUGGAGACCGAUAGGAGCCGCAUCAAGUUGAAAAUGUCGCAGAGGGUAGACCCUUGCGCGCAGCUCGGCAGGUACUUCCUCAGGAAGCGCCGGAACGCCGCCAAUGAUACGCAGGAAGCAUCGAAACCGAGGCCCAGACCCAGAGAGGUGAUCCAGCCGAGCUUCUUCCUCCGCGACAACUUUAGCGCUUCGCUUCUUCAGCAGCAGCGCUGUCACCUUCCGGAGCCGUCAACCAUCAGCCGGCUGCCAUCGAUCUUCUCAAAACCCUCGACUUCGGUUCGAAGCCUCCGACAGCACAGCCACAACCAGCCGCACUUGUACCUCCGCGCAAAGCCUCGAUUUCCGUGAAGAUAGCCCGACGAGAACAGCGCAAUAGCUAAUUCUAAACUACGUUCGUACGAUUCACGUCUGCCUCUCUCGAAAUCCGUCCUUCCGUAAAUUCUUAAUAAAAUCGAUAUCGCGCACUCACAACACCGA